UCUCUCUCUCUCCUUCCCUGCCCUUCACUCACUCACUCACUCUCUCUCUCUCUCUCUGUCGCUCACUUCAAGAAAAAAUAAGCCAUGAAGGAAAAGCAAGGACACUUGGCUGCGCGCGUCGGAGUCGAGUGAAAGUUAGUCAAAUCAUCGAGGAGGAAACAGGAGGACGUGGACGGGAAGGAAAAGCUCAAUUCGGCAGUAAUAGGCGACUGAAGCGGCGAACACAUGGAGUGUAAAGUCUAAGCGACGGGAAAAGACUGGAGCGAGUUCGGGCUACUCGUUAAUGUGUGACUCAGAGCGGAGAGACUUUCACACACUCGCUCGUCUUCUAUUUUCCUGCGGUUAUCACAGAAGUCGCGUCAGGUUCGCCUGAGAAGUGUGUGUGUGUGUGUGUGUGUGACAGGAGUGUGGAGCUGAGGAAGAAGAGGACAGGCUGUUGUUGCAGCCAUGGCCGGGGCGAAACCGGGAGUGCACACGCUCCAGCUCAAACCCGUGUGCGUGCCCGAGCUCCUGAAAGCGGGAAGCAAGUUUAUCAAAUGGGAUGAGGAGCCCAACAAUGGCGCGAUGACUCAGGUCACCAUGAAAGUGGACCCUGAAGGAUUCUUCCUUUUCUGGAUUAGCCCAAACGGGGAGACGGAUAUUGUGGACAUCAGCCAUAUCAGAGACACCAGAUAUGGGAAGUUUGCCAAGAUACCAAAGGACUCAAAAAUAUGUGAUCGUCUGGGCUUGGUCAAAGGAGAGAUCCGCGAGAACCUUAUGCCAGUAACAAUUGUCUAUGGCAACGACCUGGUCAACAUCACCUUUCUCAACUUCCUGGCUAUUGAGGAGGGGACUGCCAAGGUGUGGACAGAAGAGCUGUUAAAACUUGCCACAAACUUACUGUCCCUAAAUGCCUCACGUAGCACCUUCUUACGCAAGGCAUGGACCAAGCUAACACUUCAUGUCAACCAAGAUGGGAGAAUCCCACUAAAGCAUAUUAUAAAGAUGUUCUCUGACAAGAAGCGAGUGGAGACAGCGCUGGAGCAGUGCGACCUCAUAGUUAACAAGGCAGAAGGGAUCAAGCUGAAGGACUUCACCUGGGAAAAGUUCCAGAGCUUCUUAAACAAACUCUGCCUGAGGUCUGAGAUCGACCGCAUCUUUGUGGAACUUGGCUCUAAAGGGAAGCCCUUUCUAUCCCUGGAUCAGAUGACGGACUUCCUUAACCGUAAGCAAAGAGACCCACGGCUGAAUGAGGUGCUCUACCCACCCCUUAAGCGAGAGCAGGUACGACAGCUCAUGGAAAAAUAUGACACUAACACCCGGCAGCUGGAAAGAGACCAAAUCUCGCUGAUGAGUUUCAGUAAAUAUCUGGAAUCAGAUGAAAAUGCAGUGGUUCCCUCCGAGAGGUUCGACGUCAUGGACGAUAUGACCCAGCCGCUGUCUCAUUAUUUUAUCAACUCUUCACACAACACCUACCUCACAAUGGGUCAGUUAACAGGUUUAUCCUCGGUGGAAAUGUACAGACAGGUUUUGCUCACCGGAUGUCGCUGUAUCGAGCUGGACUGCUGGAAAGGUCGUCCACCCGAAGAAGACCCCAUUAUCACUCACGGCUUCACCAUGACAACCGAAAUCCCCUUUAAGGAAGUGAUUGAAGCCAUUGCUGAGAGUGCCUUUAAAGCCUCUCCUUACCCCCUCAUCCUCUCCUUCGAAAAUCAUGUUGACUCCGCAAUUCAGCAAGAAAAGAUGGCAGAAUGCUGCCGCAACAUAUUCGGUGAUGCGUUGCUCAUCGAUCCUUUAGAGAAGUACCCGCUGAUCCCAGGUCAGCCAUUGCCCAGUCCUCAGGAUCUGAUGGGGAAAAUCCUGAUAAAAAACAAGAAAAGACAUUACUAUCAUAUCAGGGAUCGUUUCACGGCUAAUGGAGGCAGCAUCAGCCGCAAGGAGGGAGCAGACGAGCAGGCCUCAUCUCUCAACGAUGCUUCAUUGCCUGAAGGCGAGACGAGUCAGAUUAUGUCCAAUGGGGGUGAGAAGCUUGCGGAGAAGAUGAGCAAAGACACACGCAAGUCUAUUGAUCGGGGAGAUGGAGAUAGUGAGGAAGAGGAAGAGGAAGAGCCAGUGACAGAUCCCAAAAAGCACCAUUCUGAUGAGGGAACAGCAUACAGUGAAGCCACUGCUACAGAAGAGAUGUCCACGCUGGUAAACUACAUCGAACCAGUCAAAUUCAAAUCCUUCAGAUGGGCAUCCGAAAGGAGAAAGUAUUACGAAAUGUCGUCCUUUGUUGAGACCAGAGGCAUGGACGCCCUGAAAAGUUUCCCCAUUGAUUUUGUGGAAUACAAUAAGAAUCAGUUGAGUCGGAUCUAUCCCAAAGGCACACGUGUGGACUCUAGUAAUUACAUGCCUCAGCUCUUCUGGAAUGUAGGCUGCCAGAUGGUGGCGCUAAACUUCCAAACUCUUGAUUUGCCCAUGCAGCUAAACAUGGGUGUGUUUGAGUAUAACGGGCGUAGCGGGUACCUGCUCAAGCCUGAGUUCAUGAUUCGUACAGAUAAACACUUUGACCCUUUCACUGAGGAAAUAGUGGAUGGCAUUGUGGCUAACACGGUCAAGAUCAAGAUUGUGUCUGGUCAGUUUCUGACUGAUAAAAAGGUUGGUGUUUAUGUUGAGGCGGACAUGUUCGGGCUGCCCACUGACACCAAGAGGAAGUAUCGCACCAAAACCUCUAACAACUCAAUGGACCCAGUCUGGGAGGAAGAGCCUUUCGUCUUUCUUAAGGUGGUGUUACCCACACUAGCAUCACUUAGAGUAGCUGUCUUUGAAGAGAAUGGGAAGUUCAUAGGCCAUCGGAUCUUACCAGUGGUGGCUUUACGCCCAGGAUACCAUUACAUUAAUCUGAAGAAUGAGCUCAAUCAGCCACUGCUUUUUGCCUCGCUCUUUGUAUACACUGAAGUUCAAGACUACAUUCCCAAUGAGCACCAAGAGUAUGCAGAGGCUCUGACCAAUCCAAUCAAACAUGUGCUGGAUCAGAGAGAGAGGCAGCUAGCUGUGCUCAUGGAGGAUAACGACGACAUCAGUAAGCAAGUACUUGUAAAGUCAGAACAAGGAGAGAAACCAGAUUUCAGUCUUGUAUCUAAUGAGUUCCCAUUCGCUUUGCCAUCCCCAACCCUCCCACCUUUGGUGGCGGAUGUACUGACUGCUCCAGCCCCAAAAGAGGACCUGGUCAUCACUGUAUUAACAGCGAUCAGUCCCCAGUCCAUUGAUGAGCUGAGGCAGGAGAAGUCCUAUGUCAAGUUGUACAAGAAACAGUGCAAAGAACUGAAGGAGCUUCACAAGAAACACCUCAAAAAGCUGUGGUCCCUCGGCAAGGAGCAGAAGACGAGGAGUAACCAGCUGAACUCGGACAUCCAGAGGCGCAAGAGUCAAGUGGAGAAAAAGCUGCGACUCAGCAUAAAGAAAAAUGAGCCCGCUGAGCCUGUGAGGACUGAGCUGAGUAAUCUGGAGAUGGAGCUGGAGAAGAGGACAGUGCAGCUAAGAGAGUGGCAGAUGCAGGAGCUACUCGAACUGCGAAAGAAACAACACAAGCUGGAAAGAGAAAAGAAGUUCGUUCACUUUGAAGAGUCAUUUAAGAAACUAAAAGUAGUUGCUGAGGAAUGCCAGACAACACAGAUCAAGAAACUCAAGGACAUAUGUGACCGAGAGAAGAGGGAAAUGCAGAUGAUUUUAGAAAGAAAACGGCUGAACAGCAUCUUUGAGGCCAGAAAGGGAGACAGAGAGAAAGCCGAGGCGGAAAUGAAUGAAAUAAAUAGAAAACAUAUUCAGGAGUCGGUGAACUCACUGCGCAAGUUGGAUGAAGCUCAGGUGAAACGCCAGGAGUUGCUGAAGACCCAGCAGAAAGAAAUCCUACUGAAAAUAGACGAGGAUCAACCGCUGCAACGGCUACAUUUGGAGCGCGAAUGCGACGCAGAGCUCGAGCGGUUACCCGAGGAGAUCCGCCGCUACCUGCAGGGCGAGCUAGAGGGCAAAGGUCUGCGCAACGAUGCCCUGUACAGCCACCUGCCCAACAGCGACAGCUCUGGCUCAGGUCCACCCUCCAACUGCAGCACGCCCCCUUUCAACUCGCCUAAUCACAGCACAGCCUCGCUCGGCGACUCCUCAUCCUCAAGCACCAUCACGACCGAAUCGGAGUCCACGGUCAUCUGAUGCCCAACUUAUCACUCUGUCCUGUUGUGACACUUUUUCACUGGAUUAUAUAAAUAGAAGUAGUAAUACUGAAAGGUGUUUUAAUGUUUUUAAAAGAUUUCAGUAACGUUUUUCUUUUUCUUUUUUAUUACUAAAGUUGUCUUGGAUUGUUCUCUUGCUUUAGCCAUAAAAUAUACACCCAUGUCUGUGUUAAGCACUUGUGGAAUGGAGGGAAAGUUUUUGUUUGUUUGUUUGUUUUUUAUUAAGAGACUUAUUUAUUUCUGUGGUAUGAUAUGAGGGAGAUGAAAACUUUAACUGUAGUGCUCUGCAUUAUCCUGCAGAUGGCAGUGUGGCUGUAGUGAUGGCAUGAGUUGAAUGACUUGUAAUCUGAUGGGUACUUGUUUACAAAAUAAUGCACAGAUGGGCAAUCCUAGAAGCCAGGCCAUCAUCUCUUUUCCCUAUUGGACUAUAAAGUUAAUUCCCACUGUGUAUUUCUGCAGCAUCCUAAACACAUCAACAUAAUUCAUAUUUUGUCUGUGUGUGUGGUGGUGGCAAGAGAAAGAUUAUGGAUGUGAUGAAUAUAAUUUUUUCCAUUAAUGCAUAUUUCCCCUCUCCCAUUGUCUUACUCAUUCUUUUUUAAGAUCAUAUAUAUGCAUCUCUUCUUCCCUACAGCUCUGUGUGCGGAAAGGUUUAAUCUAAUCCCUGCUCUAAUUCUCUGUAUAAUUGGUGCGCCAAUUCCAUGCACCACACUUCCAAAACCACUACUGUUCAGGACAUGGUUCCUGUUGGUCCUGUCAAUUAUUUACACCCCUAAUGCGUGUGCGGAUUAACAAAAUUGUAAGUGUGUAGUAUCAGGAGUCAGGGUUAGCCAGAAUGUCAUACGAACACACAUGACCAGGCAGUAUGCAUAUAUGCUUUUACAUUCGUCUUAGGUUGCCUCUCAAAAGGGUGUCUAAUAUUUCUGAGCCCUUAGUUCAUCUUUAUCAUGGUUUAUUUGUUGGUGCCUGUAAUCAAGGGCUGUGGAUCAGCCAAAUGUUUUCUUAGAAUGGCAUUUUGGACAAGGUUGGAUUGUUUACCAAGGAUAGCGACAGAUUAUCUCGUAGGUUACAGAAUCCUUAAAUCGCAAAUGUGGAAGGAUGAAAUAUUGCAGCUUUAACACACAUUCAGUAUGAUUUAAAAACGUGGGAUGCAUCAAUCUGACAUGAGAGCUGGUAGUAUCAUGAACCCAUGGAUUAGUAUUGAAUCAGAUUUGACAUCUUGCCUACUAGUAUUUAUAUCGUGCUCCAUCACCAUUCUCUUUUUCCCUUGGAAUGCUAGUGUGAAAUUAGGUAAAAAAUACUUAAAAAUGAAAUAUCUUCAUGUUUAUGGAAAGCAUUUAGACAGGGUAAGCUAGCCAAAGGUCAAGCUUUGCCCCUUUUUUUCUCAUUGUAGAGCAAAAGUUUAAACUAAAUCUGUAGUCUCUUUAGCACAAUGUAUCUCAAGCUCGAUCCUUGGAGGACCAACCUGUCCUGCACUUUUUAGGGUUUUCCCUGCUCAUCCUCAUAAAUUCAAAAAACACAUUAAUUAGCUCAAAUAGCUUAAUUAGUUAAAUCAAGUGUGCUUGGAGCUGAGAAACUACUAAAAUGUGCAGGGCAGGUGGUCCUUCAGGGGCAGGGUUGAGAACCACUGCUCUAGCUGAGCCUCCUUUUCCUAACUGUGAGCUCAUUCUCAUUCUUCUAAAACCCUAAAAUCUUUUCUCAUGCGUUUUCAGUGUUUAUCUCUUGGUUUUCGGAAACCGUGAAUGCAUUCUAAAUUAUGGAGGCUGACACUUCCACUCAACCCUCUGAAAAAAAAAAAAGGCAAAAAUCUACUGGUCCAUUUGACUGGGAUGGCGUAUAAUGUGGCUGCAGGCAAAGCAGUGGUGCUGGUCUCUAGAGUUUGGACGGUGCAGGCAUUACCAGCUCACACUGAGAGGGGUACACACUGAAAUUUUGUCUUGCUGGAUAUGUACAGUAAAAGAAUAUAGGUUGUAUGCUUUGUGUGCGCUUGUGUAUGAGAGAGAAUGUAUGAGGAUGCAGUGAAGCUCUUGAGCGCUCCCCAUGCUAGUAUAUAGGAUUUAAAGCUUUAAAAUUUUAAACAGGAGCAAUGGUACUUUUUGUAAAGUGCUGUCUAAUGAUGUACGAUGAGGAUCUUUGUUGUACAUGUGGAUAAUAUCAAAAAAGGAUUUGUGUAUAUGAUAUGGUCUAGACUUUGGUUUGAUAUGUCAGCAUGGUGAAAUAUCAAUGAUUUCAGUGUAUCUGGAUCGUCUUAAUUAGAUCCAUGUGGUUUUAUGUGUAUUCUACUACUGACUAGAGUUGGAGUCGAGGGUAAUGUCAGCUGUGUGUCUGUGUUUGUUGUUGCUCAUGUCUUUUUAUGCGUGAUGGGGUAUAGAUGAGGUCGGAUGUCUAUGGGUUUCCACGCAGACACACACUCUGAUCAUUCCUCUGAUCAACCUCUCAAACUGUCGUCUGCUGUCUGUCUAUCUGUCUGUCUGUCUGUCUAAGCAGUAAAAUCCACCUCGUUAUGAGCUCUUGAACAUGCUCAUUUACCUAUUUUAUUACUUUACAUGUUUUAUCCUAUGUGUUUGUGGCAUAGCUGAUAUUGGUCCUCACUUCAAAACCACUCUGUAUUUCACUAUGCUAAUGACACUAAAGUGAUCAUUUUUUUCUUACAAAGUGAGGACCUUGUCAGAUCUUUUACCUGUUUAUAUAUAUAUAUAUAUAUAUAUAUAUAUAUAUAUAUAUAUAUAUAAUUUCAUGACCUUUCCCUAUAAAAUCAUUUAUACUCGUAUUUACAUAUUUACCUAUGUCCGCAUUGGUGCACUUUUAUUUUCUUUUACUUUUGACACCUUUAAUGUAUUAGAAAGAUAUUACAAGCAGAAUGUUUUCUAUCUAUCCUUUAGAUCAAGGUACAGUAGCUGGUACAUUGUGUAAGUUAAAGUAAAUAAUAGAAUUUUGCCCAAUAAUAACUUUGUGUUAAAGAGAGAGCAGUCAUGCUGUGGCAUUAUUUCUAUCCGCUAAACUUGGAGGUUAGUGCCACAGCACAUUCAACUCAUACUGUAUGGUGAAUAUAAACACUUUGCCAAGGGCUAAUUUAAUUUCACCUCAAGUUGUAGCUUUAACCAAGUAUAUGUGGUAUUUGUCUUUUGUAUUUGUUUUCUGCUUGUUUCUCUCUCUAUCUCUAACUAUUAGGCUUUUCUUUCCCUUAUCCUUCUUACUGAAACACUGUAUGUAGAGAAAGUACUGCUCUGCCUUGUGAAAGGGAAAAUGAUUACUCGGGAUGUAAUUUUUAUUGCAUUGAUAAAAUGAUACACCUAUCUGUACAUUCAAUAAAUACAGAAUUUUGUCAGGA
Molecule: messenger RNA, 7518 nt
Organism: Clarias gariepinus (North African catfish)
Lineage: Eukaryota; Metazoa; Chordata; Actinopteri; Siluriformes; Clariidae
Gene: plcb3
Product: phospholipase C, beta 3 (phosphatidylinositol-specific)
Exons: 34
Coding region: 448-4170 (1240 amino acids)
Biological process (GO): phosphatidylinositol-mediated signaling; lipid catabolic process
Molecular function (GO): calcium ion binding; calmodulin binding; phosphatidylinositol-4,5-bisphosphate phospholipase C activity
Source: RefSeq, a predicted model, not a curated record